Canis lupus familiaris (dog) is the source of this 1503-nucleotide messenger RNA. RefSeq names its product transmembrane protein 202 (gene TMEM202). Gene Ontology annotation, cellular component: plasma membrane. The record is from RefSeq and is a predicted model, not a curated record. NCBI's taxonomy places the organism in Eukaryota, Metazoa, Chordata, Mammalia, Carnivora, Canidae. The coding region runs from base 40 to 1365 and encodes 441 amino acids. The transcript is spliced from 4 exons.
CGCUUCCACACAGAACCCGACCCUGCUGCGUUAUCGUGAAUGGUAGCUUUCAGCACCCUGGCUGGCAGCCGCCUGCGCUGGGGUCCUGGCACCUUCGCAGUGGGCCCUGUGGGCACUGGCAGGGCCAGGGGCCUAACAGCCUGGGAUGGCUUCACGAGCAGAGGGAAAUGGAGCAAGAAAGGAAGCAGAGGGCGGAUGCUGCAUGCCGAACCGUGGCUGGCAGAUUGGUUCCUCAGCCUGCGGAGACUUACCUGGAGCCUUCCACCUGGCGUUGGGGCAAGAGAGGGAAUUCCAUUCAGACUACUGGCAAUCUUGAAUUCUCACCACAAGCUAUUGAGUCCUGAAGAUAUCCGGUUAGCUUUUUUAUUUGCCGUUAGAGAGCUGUGUUUCAUUCAUCUUUAUACCCCCGGACCUAACACAAAGCCUGACACAGCAACUGCUGACAAGCCUACUCUCCCCAUCAACCAACAUCCGAGUGACUCGAUGCCACCCCAGAGGCAGCAGCAGCAUGUGGAUCAGAUACACAUCUACAUCCGAAUGCUCUGUGUCAGCCUGUGUGGCUUUGGUCUCCUAAUGCUGACCGGCACGUCCUCACUGAACUGGGUGCAGUUCCUGGUGAUCAAGAAUGGCCUUGAGCUCUACGCAGGACUCUGGAUCACAUGCAACCAUGAGCUGUGCUGGAGCCACACACCCAAGUCACCCUGUACCUGCCUAUUCCUCUGCCUCAUUUUGUUCCUGAUGCAAGUGAAAUUGUACAGUAAGAACAUCUUGGAGCCCCAUUUCCUGUUAGUCUACCACCUCAAUUGGUGGGGCAGUGUCUUCUACAUGAUAGCUGGGUUCCUCUCUGGACUCAAUCACAUAAGUUCUCGGGUUACCCCUCCUGAUCAAAAUCUCCUUGUGAUCCCUUUAACAAGAACAAGGAUAGGAAAUAUAGGCUCAGUACAACUGGGGCUAACUGAAACAAAUGAAGGUGUUUCUACAUGGAUGAAUCAGGAACCAAAAAGGCAGUCAGGUUCAGUGGUACAACCAAGGGUCCAUAUAACAGGGACUCAAGCAGAGGUAGGGACUCAGACAGAGCCAGUGACUCAGACGUCAGUAACCCAAAAAGUGCUACAAACUCAGACUGAACCAGAGGUCCAGGCUGAGUCAACGACCCAGAUGGAGCCAGAGAUAGGAAAUGAAUCAGUAAUAAGAGAUGGUUUAACAACUCCAAGGUUCAAUACUGAGAUAGAAUCAAUUGAUACAGUAGAGCUAAGGCUGGAGGUGGAGAUAAUUGGGAGUGUGACUGGUGAUAAGUUAAGCAAUAGCCUCGAGGUUAAUGAAAACAGAAUGACUGAAGUCAGGGAUUAUGAAGACAAAGAGUGAGCCGAGAAAAAUGGGGAUGACAAGACAAAAAAAUUAAUCUUAGAUAUAAGGUAGUCAGAGCAGAGAUAUUAGAAAAAAAAAAAAAAAAGCCUAGCAGAAAGGUUUCCCUUUGGGCCUAAAGAUGUUUUGUUGGGUCUG